Molecule: messenger RNA, 993 nt
Organism: Fonsecaea multimorphosa CBS 102226
Lineage: Eukaryota; Fungi; Ascomycota; Eurotiomycetes; Chaetothyriales; Herpotrichiellaceae
Exons: 3
Coding region: 1-993 (330 amino acids)
Source: RefSeq, a predicted model, not a curated record
AUGACGGUCGCACUCCCUUUCUCCCGGCCAAUGGCCAAGCAGCUGCUGGCCAGGUCUGCUCGAUCCCUCACGCGACCCGUAUCGGCCAACCCUCUUCUACGCUUAACCUGCAAUUGCAAUUCAAACGACGACCACUCGAGCUCUCAGAUCCGGGCCAGGAGGUUCGCAUCACUCUUCCAGCAAGCUAGAACAUACGCCACAGCGUCUGCAAAGCCUGCAAGCCGCCCAAAACAACACACAGGUCGCACUCCCACGAAACGCAAUACAUCAACCACCAAAAAGGCCGCUCCAGCAAAGAAGCGGCCUGCUAGGAAAGCCAAAAAGACAGCAGCAACCAAGGCAAAACCAAAGGGGAGAAAGCCUCUUAGCAAAAGCGCCCUUGUGCAGAAAGCACGUAAAGCGCAAGCGGAUCUCAAAACUGCGGCUCUGUUGCAAGAGCCUAAAAAACUUCCAGCGACGCCCUGGCUCCUCGUGCUUGCAGAAGAGGCCAAAAAAGGGGGAAGACCAGCCACUGCUGUGUCUCCAGCGGCAGCUGAGAAGCUCAGGAACCUUACAUUAGAAGAGCGUGAGCAAUACAACCACGAAGCCAACGAGAACAAAGCCGAAAAUGAGCGGGCUUACAAAAAAUGGGUCCAGAGUCAUUCACCACUGGAGAUCAGAUUGGCAAACAAUGCUCGACGUCAAUUGACCAAAAAGGCAAAAGCAGCUGGAAAGAAGAAACAUUACAGGCCUAUACAAGAUGACCGCAGCGUCCGUCGCCCUGGGACCGCCUACCUGUUUUUCCUCAAAGCGAGGAAUGAUUCAGGCGACCUUCGGGGCAUGACUGUGAGUGAGCGCGGCAAAUUGGUAGGACAAGAGUGGAAGAAUCUAUCUUCAUCAGAAAAGAAGACUUACGAAGAUCAAGCUCAAGCCGACAAGAAUCGAUAUCUGGAGGAAUAUAAAACUGUUUAUGGCGAGGAUGCUCCCUUGACCAAGAAGAAGAAGAGUGGUUAA